Oryzias melastigma (Indian medaka) is the source of this 2521-nucleotide messenger RNA. It is a transcript of the gene mmaa, whose product is annotated as metabolism of cobalamin associated A. Gene Ontology annotation, molecular function: GTPase activity; GTP binding. NCBI's taxonomy places the organism in Eukaryota, Metazoa, Chordata, Actinopteri, Beloniformes, Adrianichthyidae. Gene Ontology annotation, cellular component: cytoplasm. The record is from RefSeq and is a predicted model, not a curated record. Bases 245 to 1465 code for a protein of 406 amino acids. The transcript has 7 exons.
GUUAAACAAAAAAAAAAAGAAAAAAAAGAAAAGAAAUGUCGGCGGAAGUGCUUCGGUGGGCGGUGCCGGCGUCACCGGAAACCGGAAAUAGAUGAAUGAAGCAAGGUCGGUGACAUCUCUGUUCAUCGAGUACAAAUUCAGUGUUAGCCUUUGCUUUAACCUAGAAAAAUAAAUGACCGAAAUGGGUAGCUAACUCUCAAACCGAUUUUUUUUCUCCAAAUUUGUCCUCCCAUAUUCCAACAAAAUGAGAAGGCCUGCCUUCUGGCUCCUUCGCCACUUUGCCUUAACCUCAGUUUCAGUCCACCAAGUCACCAGGACCUGCUGCUUUCAUCGAGGGGUCAUCCCUGCUCCCCUGCUCUCUUACAAGAGCACUAUCCCGGGUCACAGCUGUCCCCACAGGAGGACGGUUAGCAGCUCCGCUGACAGACACUACAUGCAGGAGCUGAGCGGGCCUGAGCAGAGACUGCUGAACAGACUCUAUGAUGGACUGGUCUCAGGGCAGCGGGCGUCUCUAGCAGAGUCCAUCACUUUGGUGGAGACCCAGCAUUCCAGGAAGAAGGAGCUGGCUCAGGUGCUGCUGCAGAGGGUGCUGGCGUACAGGCGGGAGCAGGAGAGUCGAAACGGAGGAAGGCCAGUGGCUUUCAGAGUAGGCCUCUCCGGUCCCCCUGGUGCUGGGAAGUCCUCCUUCAUUGAGGUAGUGGGGAAGAUGUUAACGGGGCGCGGACAUAAAGUGGCCGUGCUUGCCGUUGACCCGUCCUCGUGCACCACAGGAGGCUCCCUGCUGGGCGAUAAAACUCGAAUGACUGAGCUUUCUCGAGACAUGAAUGCUUUUAUCAGACCGUCGCCGGCCUCGGGGACGCUCGGCGGUGUCACCAGAACGACUAACGAGGCCAUUGUUCUGUGUGAGGGGGCGGGGUACGACGUGGUCCUCGUGGAGACUGUAGGUGUUGGACAGUCCGAGUUCGCAGUAGCCGACAUGGUUGACAUGUUUGUUCUCCUGAUUCCACCAGCAGGGGGCGAUGAACUGCAGGGCAUCAAGAGGGGCAUCAUUGAGAGGGCAGACCUGGUUGUGGUGACAAAGUCAGAUGGAGACCUGGUGGUGCCGGCCAGAAGAAUCCAGACGGAGUACACCAGUGCACUCAAGCUGCUGAGGAGGAGGACUAAAUCCUGGAACACUAAGGUGGUGCGCGCCUCCUCGUACACCUCUGAGGGCAUCCCAGAAGUCUGGGCCAAGAUGGAGUCCUACAGGGACGCCAUGCUGAGCAGCGGCGAGCUGCAGGACAGACGGAGGGCCCAGCAAAAGGUGUGGAUGUGGACUUUGAUUCAGGAGAACGUCCUCUGCCAUUUCCAAAAUCACCCAAAAGUCAAGGAGGCUCUCCCUGACCUGGAGGAGAAGGUCACCAAAGGAGUCGUCUCUCCUGGACUGGCUGCUGACCUUCUUCUUAGAGCCUUCUCCGCGCAGUGAUCGGAGCGCCAGAGCGCUGUGGGAUUCACGUUUUUGCUGCGGGGCCAAGUUGCAGAGAACAGAAGUGACCCGGACAAAAGAAAGCAUUUGCUUCAUGCUGUUUGACACAACAUCAACUUUCUACGGUGGCCCUGAAGUGCAAAUCACAAAUAUCAUAAUGAUGAUUAAAAAAGCAAAACGAGUAGUAAAAUAACAUUACAUUUUAGAAAUAAAAAAGAAAACAAAACUAAUGUCUAGAAAUCAAAAUAAAAAGUAAAAAAAACAAAAUAAGAAACUUGAAAAAUGUAGGUAUUAUAUUAUUGAUUAAUGUUGGUAUUUUUAUAGGAAAGGGAAAGCAAGAGGAUAUGGCCUCAUAUCUCCUGUCAGACAUUUUCAUGACAAAUGUUUUCUGGUUGCAAAGGUCAUCAUCCAAUCAAUGGUUUCCAUUGACGUCUCAUAACACCGACCCUUUCUUCUUUCUUAUUUUUUUUUAUAUUUAAUUUUAAUUUCUGGAAAUUAUUUUUGUUUUCCAAAAUGUUUUAUUACAUUAAUUACAUUUUGCUUGUGUGGAUUUUUUUUUAAUUUACAAAAAGGAAUUUUUUUAUUAUUUGUUUUGCUUUUUUGUGAUCUUAAAUGUUUUUGCAUUGAUGUGAUUUGGACUUCAGGGCCACCGUAAGUUUGAGCUUAAGAACCACAGAGCCUAGAACUGUUGUCAUGAGAAAGCCAAAAGUCAUAUCAGUAUUUUAUGAAUCAAGAAAACAUGUAAAAUCAUAAACUGUGAGCACUUUGAACAAAAUGUCAUCCUCAUCAAUUAUUACAAUUCAAAAGGAUUAAUCUUUUGAACUUUUUCUAACGGUAAAAAAGAUUUUAAAGAUAUAUUUUUAUUUAAUGGUGCUCUUUCUGCCUUGAAUGACAUCACUGUGAAUCUUGAAGUGAUUGAAGAAUAAUGUCAAAUCUGUCCAUAUAUGCUGCAUUUUCUCUGUUUGCUCUUGAAAUGAAAAAUGGAGAAUUUAGUGAUGUUAAAUCUGCCGGCAGUCAAUCCUAAGAUUUGUGAGAUCUUUAAUAUUAUUGAUCUGG